Molecule: messenger RNA, 1326 nt
Organism: Penicillium diatomitis
Lineage: Eukaryota; Fungi; Ascomycota; Eurotiomycetes; Eurotiales; Aspergillaceae
Product: DUF1776 domain-containing protein
Exons: 4
Coding region: 1-1326 (441 amino acids)
Source: RefSeq, a predicted model, not a curated record
AUGACCAGCGACGACCAAUUUUUCUUUGAUUACCUAGCGUCUAUACCCCAUGACGUAAGACGAUAUUCGUUGCAAGUCGCCGACUCUAUCGACCGCCAGUUUGACCGCGCCGCUGUUGUGAUUCGAGAGACACUUGGCCAGCAAGGAUGGCUUCCGGCUUCAGUCCGACCGGCUGUCCGCACGAGGGAGAUACGCGCUGCAUCUACGGGUCUGUCUGACCGCAUACAGGAUUGGGUGACUCGGCACCGUGCGCUGAGCUCGGCCCUUGUCGCAUUCGUUGGUACUGGGUGCGUUUUGCUGUACGGAAGUAAAAAGUUGAACGGCAAGCGCAGAAAGGCUAGGAGAGCAGGCAACGGGUCACGGAAAGAGGUUGUGGUCGUAUCCGGAUCACCUCACGAGCCUAUGACCAGAGCGAUCGCAGCAGACCUAGAGCGCCGAGGAUAUAUUGUCUACGUGACGGUCUCGUCAGCCGACGAAGAGAUUGUUGUUCAAUCUGAACACCGAGCGGACAUCAAGCCCCUGUGGCUGGAUUUGACUACGACAGCAUCGAACUCAUCUGACCUGCAUCCCUCACUCCACGAGCUCCGAGCCCUCAUCACACAGCCUCAAUAUCCCGUCCCCGGCGUCGCACCGCACACAUGCCAGCUCAGCGGUGUCAUCAUUGUCCCCUCACCGAAUUACUCAGCUGGACCUGUCGCUACGAUACCAGCGUCAUCGUGGGCUGAUACCGUGAAUGCCCGCAUUCUGUCGCCAAUCCUGACUGCCCAGAUCUUCCUCCCUCUGUUGACCCUCCGCAGCAAUAGCAGUGCGCUCAUUUUUGCGUAUCCCUCCAUCUCCUCGUCCCUUUCCGCACCGUUUGCCGGUCCGGAGGUGACAACGGUACGGGCUCUUUCGGGCUUUGCAGCCUCGCUCCGCCAAGAACUUGCUCUUCUUGAGAAAGGCAACGUUGACGUGGUCGAGCUUCGGCUGGGCAAUAUUGAUCUCGGCCCCUCAUAUAAACCCGGACAGAGUCAGGUCGCGGGGACCGAGGUGCUUGCGUGGAACGCGCAGCAGCGAGCGCUAUAUGGCUCCCGGUAUCUGAACAGCGUUGAACAGCGUCCGGUUGCUUCCGCCGGACCGGCUGCUAUCCGUGGAUCCUCGGCGCGGGUCCUCCAUCAUGCUGUGCUGGAUGCGCUGGAGCCGGCAUCGAAGAAUAUUUUUGGGCGCCGUGCCCAUAAAAGUGCUGUUGUCUACGUUGGUCGUGGCGCGCGUUCUUACAGUCUCAUCGGGGAUUGGGUACCCAGCGGCCUGGUGAGCUUGAUGAUGGGUCAGCGUAGCGCGAAGUGA